This is a messenger RNA of Cryptomeria japonica (Japanese cedar), 570 nucleotides long. RefSeq lists its product as uncharacterized. Lineage: Eukaryota; Viridiplantae; Streptophyta; Pinopsida; Cupressales; Cupressaceae. The coding region runs from base 1 to 570 and encodes 189 amino acids. The transcript has 2 exons. The record is from RefSeq and is a predicted model, not a curated record.
AUGGGAGAUGUCAACACCCCCUUAAAGGAGUGUGAAAAAUUUGGGAGAAUAGUGGCCCAACUUGGAAGAAGAAUGGAUCUUAUGAAUUUUAUUGAUAAUCAAGCCCUGUAUGAUGUGGAUCUUCAAGGAGCUAAUUUCACAUGGAUGAACAGGCAAGUUGGAGCUGAUCUUAUUCAGAUCAUUUCCCUAUUUAUUUUGUGGUGGAUCUUAUCUUGGGAAGAAGGAACUUUCUGUUCAAGUUUGAGAAAAUGUGGACUUCAUCUUGGUCUUCAAGAGGCCAUUAAGGAUUGGUGGAGCAUUUUGGUGAAUGGCACUGCUAUGUACAGAGUUGCUAAAAAAAUGAGGUAUGUUAAGGAUAUGGUGAAGAAAUGGAAUAAGGAGGUCUUUGGGGAUAUAUUUGCUUCUAAAUCUGCAAUCUGGCUAGAACUCAAAGAUAUUCAAGCGAAGAUCCAAGCUGACAGAUAUAACAAGGUCUCCAUUAAUGCUGAGAAUGAGAUUUUAACAAAAUAUGAUGAUAUCAUCUCCAAAGAAGAGGAGUUAUGGAGGCAAAGCUCUCGAUCUCUUGGGUAG